Molecule: messenger RNA, 192 nt
Organism: Lymnaea stagnalis (great pond snail)
Lineage: Eukaryota; Metazoa; Mollusca; Gastropoda; Lymnaeidae
Source: the annotation of a GenBank genome assembly
GAGAUGUAUCAGACCUUCCAAGGAUGGGCCAUAAAAAAUUAUGGAGACUCCGGCAAGACGAAGACGGUCACCCGCAAUAAGUACCACAGGAUCGUCCGAAUACUUACAGGAGAGGAACAGUUUUCAGCGGAGAACUCAAAGUUUAGGUUCUGGGUCAAGGCUAAAGGCUUUCGUCUGUCUUCGGACGAGGAA